AUGGACCCCUUCGCUUUCGCUGACAUAGCUGGAGAAGCUGGCGAGGGCGCCGAUGAUAGCGGAGGCGUUGCUCAGCCGGCAGUAGCCGCGGCGCCAGCAGCAGCUCAAGCACCAGCAGCUGAAGCGCCGGCUGCUGCCGCCGGGGCUGGUCCUCUUGCUGCUGCUGAGCCAGCUGCUGCCCCAGCUGCCGCUGCUACUAAUCCAGUCGAGACGGUCGCCCCUGCUGCCGUAAGCCCUCCCGUGGCCGGCGCGGCUACGACUCCCAAUGCAGGCAUGUGGACGCCAGCAUCCAUUGCUACACUCCAGAGCACAGCGGCACCCUCAUCUGCGGUCCUGCCAACCUCUUCACUCGCAUCCCUAGCUGCCAUCUCCUCAUCAGGCACGCCUGCACCAUCCUCUUCUUCACUGUCCGCCACCUCUUCCAUGUCGUCCUCGUCUCCCUCUCCUACACCCACCGUCACAGAGAAGGACGUGGGCAAGAGUGGCUGGGCCCUUCCUGUCGUCAUACCCAUCGCCUGUGCUGCCGGCUUUCUCCUCGCUCUUAGCAUCGCCGCUCGCAUGUACAGCAUCAUGUGGCGCAAGCACAAGCGUCGCAAGGAAGCAGCAGCAGCUCUGGCCCGCAAGCUCGACCAUGAGGGGGGAGAUCCAGACGACUCGACUGCAGAGCUCGCACCCAACAUGGACAUCAGUGGGGCUCGCUUCCACAAUGGAGCAACAGGCAGUCCGGCUCGAGGCGGCGUGGGUGGUCAAGGGGGUGGCACACCGUCACGCUUCGGCUUUGGGUCUGGACGAGACAAUCGCCGUGGUGAUAGCGGGCAGCAAGAAGCAGAGACUGGCUACAAUGACGCGGAGCUACUGGGUGUGCCCUCUACCCAGCCACAAGGAGCAGCCAAAGCAUGGUCAUGGAUGAAAAACACCUUCACUAACCAGGAAGCUUUGGGCGAGCAGAACACCCGCGGCCCCCCAGCAAAGAAGAGCAUUCUCUCCUUCGUCAACCUAGCGGGCACGCCAGCCUCGCCACCUGGCUUCUCCCUCUCAGACGACCCAUGGCGACGAUCGACGCAAAGCUCUGUUUCUCACGAUGGACCGCCGCGGUCAGCUGCAACCCAUUUCGGUUGGUGCGACGUCUCGCUCAGCCCUCCGCCGCCUACUCCUCCGCCGAAAUUUAACGCCGCUGGACGCAAAGCCCCACCACCCCGUAGCCCACUCUCUACCGUGACCGAGGAACGAUCGCUUGGUGCUGCCGGUGCCGCCUCGAUGGCCUCCUCGCCGAGCAGGAUGCUCAUGAGCACAGUAGGUAAAGGCGUGGUCCGUAGCCCAGCCGCAUCCUCCCCGCUCUCCUACACCAUGAACAGAGACGGCGAGACCAAUGCCAAUACCUCCUCUAUGCUACCUCGUCCAUCUUCGAAUACCUACCGCCGUGUGUCAAAAGAGAACGACGGCGACGACGGCGCGGACGCUGGACGUUUGGGCAACAUGGUACUUCGAGAAGAGGACCACGGCUUCGUAGAGCGGGGACAGGACUUGGCUCGAGCUGUCACCACCAGUCAGGCUCCUUCUCGCAAGCAAAGUACCCGCAGCGCAGCACCACUCCGUCGAGCCACGACCCUCAAACGGCCUCGCUUCGACAGCGAGACGGUCCCUGCGGCCGAGCCGCCCACAGAAAGCCUCCGAGCCAUCACUCCCGCACCACCCUACGAGUCCGAAGAGACGCCACAUGCCCGCUCGGUCAUCAACUUCAAUUACGACGUCGGCACGCCUGGGCCCCUCUCCCCUCACAUGCCUAUUCACCCUGCAGCUUCGCAGCUACAUCGCAACGCCACGUCAGAGUCGGAGCAUAAGCGUCGUCGUCGGCUAGGCAGGGCCAAGACGAUCGUCGACAACGCGGUUCAGGCGUCCAACGCUGAGCGCCUCAAGAGAGCAGCUAGCGCGGCACCUGGUGCGAGAGCGAGGGGUGCGCUGCCCGUCACGCCUGUGAGCGUGCCCGUCUCUCGCACUUCUACCACCACUACUACGACUCCAACAGCGAUGCAAUUGGACGAUCCCUACUCCUACCACUCGACGCGGGGUGCCCUACAAGUCGAGUCGCCCAUGAUCCCCAUACCGGGAAGUGCGGCGCUUACACGUCGUUCCUCGGGCAGCCAAUACUCGUCCGAAGACGGGGUGCCUAGCUUGAGCGACGGUGAGUCUGACGACCCUGAUCGGGCUGGAAGCGGUCUAGCCUGGAGAACGCCGGCCACCUCUGUCCGCCGAGGAGAUACAAGGAAGACGAUGAGGCGAACUGAGAGAGACGUUGAGGACCAAGAAAUGAUGGAGCGAGACUACGAGGACGACGGAGAGGGUGAUCAGGUCGUCUUCGCUGCUGCGAGCAAGGCGCUACUCGCCACCCCGUUUGCGGAAUCUGCUCGUUCGACACCCAAGUACCUUGACGCCAUUGCGGCGUACUACUCGAGUCCAAAUGUGGACCUGGAGGACGCUCCUUCGCCAUACGGAGUCCAGCCCACUGAAGUCACGCAAACACGCUCCCCGCUCUCACAGCCGCCUCGCAUUCAACUGCAUGACGGGCCUGCGCCACUGCCUAGCCCGUACGAGAGCAGAUCAGCCAGCCCUACGAGGGGGAUGAGCGGCUCGCCAACGCGACAGUGGGCGCAUGACAAGGGGAGGUGGACGCUACGAGACGCUGAGAAUCGUGAUGCUUCGACGCCGGCGGCUGCGGAGCCAUCUCCUUUCGGCAGGCAUGCGGGGCUGUUCUUCUCGCCGGCUGUGGGGCAUAGAGGAUGA
This is a messenger RNA of Jaminaea rosea, 2781 nucleotides long. RefSeq lists its product as hypothetical. The transcript has a single exon. The record is from RefSeq and is a predicted model, not a curated record. Bases 1 to 2781 code for a protein of 926 amino acids. NCBI's taxonomy places the organism in Eukaryota, Fungi, Basidiomycota, Exobasidiomycetes, Microstromatales.